CUAUCACGACACGCAACUUUGAAGAGAGAUCGAGGAUUCGCUCGGUUGUUUGCCUCGCUUACCUGUUGCUGUUACUACGAGCACGAGACCAAAGCCCCGCACAGACCGGUAAACGUCACCUUCGGCUACGAUCCGUGGCGCGGAAUGUAAUAAUCCAGCGCCACGCGCGACUCACUAAGCUGCUUUGGAUCCACCAGCGUUUCGUUCUCUGACUCGGGGGUGUAUCAAUACAACGCUCAUCCACAGUCAUCAGGACUACACACCCAGCAUGACCUCCUACGACAUGGACAGCGAGGCUGUCGGCCAGCAGGAUAAGGACAAAGUCAAGAUCAGCUUCCGCUUUUGUCGCGAGUGCUCAAACAUGCUGUACCCAGCCGAGGACAAGAUCAGCCAUGAACUUAUGUUCUCGUGCCGUAUGUGUGCCUACAGCGAGAAGGCGGAAACGACGUGUGUGUUCCGCAACGCUCUGAGAGACGAGAUUGCGGAGACGCCAGGCAACUACAAGGAGGUAGCGGAGGAUCCUACGCUCCCACAUACGGAAGAUGAACAAUGUGCACAGUGCGGCGAACGAGACGCGGUGUUCUUCCAGAGUCAGCAGCGAACGAGAGAGACGGGCAUGGCGCUUUUCUUCGUUUGCGUGAAUUGCAAUCAUUGUUGGUCGACCCUCGACCGCAUUAAAUAGAGGGAUGGACGCG
This is a messenger RNA of Baudoinia panamericana UAMH 10762, 695 nucleotides long. RefSeq lists its product as uncharacterized. The coding region runs from base 269 to 682 and encodes 137 amino acids. The record is from RefSeq and is a predicted model, not a curated record. Gene Ontology annotation, cellular component: RNA polymerase II, core complex. Gene Ontology annotation, biological process: transcription-coupled nucleotide-excision repair; transcription initiation at RNA polymerase II promoter; maintenance of transcriptional fidelity during transcription elongation by RNA polymerase II. The transcript has 4 exons. Gene Ontology annotation, molecular function: nucleic acid binding; DNA-directed RNA polymerase activity; zinc ion binding. Lineage: Eukaryota; Fungi; Ascomycota; Dothideomycetes; Mycosphaerellales; Teratosphaeriaceae.